GGCGUAUCCGGGUUCACUUGGGCGGGUGGUUGCAGGGUCCGAUUUCUACAACACAGACCAAACACAGUCAGGUCAGAGCGCAGUGGAGGAGAACUGAGAGAAUUGGAAGUUCAAAACCCUUAUAGAAGCAAAUCAGGCAGAUCCAAAAAGGCAGAGAGAUCCGAUACUAUGGAUUUCUCGGCUCAACAGCAACAACAAUACCAGUCUUGGCAAUUGCAAUCUCAAUCGUAUGAUCCAUACACCUACCACUAUCAUCAUCCUCAUCAACCCUAUUAUUACCAACAACCCAAUGCCCAUCUCCAGCACCAACAACAGCACGGCCAGCCGAUUCAUCCGCCCGGAGUUCCGGAUCCGUCUUCCACGGGCUUGCCUGUGCAGAGUCAGGAGAGCGCGUAUCAGCAUCCUGCGCACCAGCUAAGCACGGGUCCCUCUGCGGCGGCGGCGGCGACAGCGACGACGAUGACCUAUCUGACUCCGGGUUUGCAGCAAGGUCACCAAUGGUAUUCACAGCCCGAUGCGUAUGCGCCUCUUGUUGGUGGUCCCGGUUUGGCCCUUGGACACGGCUCGCAACCUUAUAUGAUACAUCCUUCCCAGGCCGCUUCCCAAGCUCCUCGUAAGUUUGGUAAUAGACGGGGAGGGACUCCAUUUCGAGGUGGGCGUCAAGGGAAACCUUCAAGAGGAAGGGGAAGUAGUCAGGGAAGAGGUGGUUCUACACCAUCAUCCUCCAACACGGAAGCUUCAGCUGUCAAUAACCAGCAACCAAAAGUUGCUGCUAGGUGUGAUGUAUGCAAUGCUGAUUGCACAAGUCUGGAUGUUCUUGAACAACACAAGCUCGGAAAGCGGCAUCUGAAGAACAUGAAAAAGUUGGAUCCAUUGAAGAACACAUUUGUUAGUGAAGUACAGAAUGGGAAGAGCGUUGCUGCUAAUGAUUUAGUAGUAGGGAGUUUACCUUCUCAAAAUGUUGAAUCCCAAGCUGCACUUGAAAGCACAGAUAAAAAAGAAGGUGAACCGGAAAAACCUGUCGUACUACCUAUUGAGGCGGCCAAAGUGAAUGAUCUGAGGCGUGGUUCAAAACGUGCGAUAAGGGGUGGUGGUCGUGGUGGGAAGCGGGUGAGAAUUUCUGGGAGGCCAGAAAGGGGACCUCACAAACCCAAAGUUGUAAUUCCUUUGGUAUGUGAUUUGUGUAACGUCAAGUGUGACACACAGGAAGUUCUAGACCGUCACCUUGCUGGUAAAAAGCACAUUUCCAAGCGCAAGCACUUUGAAGCUCACCAAGCUAUGUAUGGACCCCAGGAGCUUCAAGUUCUGUACCCGCCUAAUCCCGUUACACAAACCCUACUCCAGUCACAACAACAGCAACAACCACAACAGCCCAUCUCUGUGCCCCCUCAAACACCUUCAGAACAACCUUCAGCAGCAAUAGCAGCAGCUUCCUCAUUGCCUUCUCAAACUCAAACUACUGUACCCUAAGCGUCAUGUGUUGUUUUUAUUUUUACCAAACCAUCAAUUUUUCUUUCUAGUUUUCAGCUUUUAUCACAAAGGUUAACAGUGUGUGGAGAUCCUGAAGAAGUGGUUCAAACCCUGAGAAGAUGAAUCAUGAAGGCCAGGUUUAUGCAUAAUGGACGUUUCAAUCAGUAGUUUGGUGGAAGCAGCUGUGGAAGAGAAUUGCAUGCUAUUUCUCGGGGAAUAUGGAAAGGCAUCUAUCUAGUUACAAAUUCCUAUGGAUAUAUUUAUUUGCAGAUGUCCUAUAUAUCCCAAGAGAGAAGAUAUCAUCCCGGCAACAGGUGAAGGAUAAAUUAUGUAAGAAGAAUAUGCUUAUUUGCAUCCACUGGCAUGACUUUUCUUUAGUAAAUUGUUAUGCCGAAAACAAAUAGUGCUGGCUUAAUCUCUCGGUGAUUUAGAUGUAUUUGUUGGCUACUUCUGUUGCCAGAUUUCUUUGUUUUGCAGUUUCUCGACCAUUUGUAUUCAUGUAGACAUAUCUUCCUGCAUGUAAAAUCAUCAGCUUUAUAAAAAAAACAACUUAGCUAGAGCUAAAUUUCCAACACCC
Cuscuta epithymum is the source of this 2047-nucleotide messenger RNA. The record is from the annotation of a GenBank genome assembly. Lineage: Eukaryota; Viridiplantae; Streptophyta; Magnoliopsida; Solanales; Convolvulaceae.